CCUCCCUGAAGCCUGAACUCAGCAGGCCCCAGCAAGCCAGGAAGGAGGCUGGCAGAGCUCCCUGCUGCAGACCAGACCAUCCAGCACAGCUUUUGCAAGAUUCCAUUUCCAGUUAUCUUCUGGCAUGAAAGGAGAAUCUCAGCAUGUUGAUAAUAGAUUUUAUGCAAGAAAACACACCCACCCACCAGCCUGUUUCAGCUCAGCCAUAUAUGCAUCCAGAAUUGAAGCCUUGGAGGCGGGGAAUCCACAGCUGGUCCCGGCAGCGGUUGACUUGACAUCAGACAACAGUGGUUCGCCGAUUGUUUCCGGAUCUGGCGGUGGGGAUGCCCGCCCUGCGGACGCGCAAGGGCUAGGUGAGUUCCCGCACUACACAUGGCCCUGGGGGAUGCCUCCUUGGUCCCCUACUUAUCCUCACUAUAACUGGCAAUCUGCUCCUUUAGGUUCUCUGCCCCCUUACGGGGCUUGCGCUCAGGUUUGGCAAGGGGCUCCAUCUGCUGCAGUUGGCGCACCGCCUGCAGUCACGGGUGCCCUGGCUGACCCUUUGAUGGGUCCAAGUCCUUAUCCGCCGUGUGAUACCUCCUUACCUUUGGGGGAUCACCUCUUACCAGCGGUUAGGGAGCGCAUUUGGCGCGGGGAAUUCGUUGACCUCUUUCACCUGCUCUUUAGGGAGCCUGAGCCCGUUUUAAAGGACGGUGAACAGAAGAGGGAGGAGGUUAAGUCCAAACGUAAGCCCAUUGAACACAACUGGGCCAAUUGGCUGUCUGCUUAUACAGUAUACAUGGGCGUGGUACUUCAGGUGCACACCUCCAAGGGCCCCGCCCUGGUAAAGUACCUUGAUAUUAUACACCGUGGCUACAUGGAUUUCAUGGGCAACGCUUGGGAGCGUUAUGAUCGCUCUUUUAGGCUUAGGGCUUCCUUGAAUCCAUCUAUCCCCUGGGAUAGGCAGCAUCAGGAGCUCUGGCUGCUCAUCAUGACUCCUUCCAGGCCUAUUGCGGGCGAACUGGCGGACAGUGGCCACUUAAUUUCUAGGACUCCUGCAGCGCAGUCUUCUGGGCUUGCCGCUGCCCAGGGUGUUCAAUGUACCCUGCCGUGCUGGGCCUUCAAUACCAGUGGCAGCUGUAACAGGUCCCCUUGCCGAUUCCGGCAUGAAUGUGGUUUCUGUGGAGGCAAGCACGCCAGCAUUCAUUGCUCGCGGGUCAGGGGAUCGAGGGGGGGGCCCCGGGAGCCUCCGGCAGGUGGCAGAAAGAGCAGCGGCCCCGCCCAAGGCGGCAAUACUGGAAAAGGGUCCCAGCCCAGUUAGGGUGCCAGUUCUUGCUCGCUUGUUGUGGGACUACCCACUUGAGGCACAAGCGGCCUAUUUGUGGGAAGGUUUCACCUCCGGUUUUCGCAUUCCUUAUGUUGGUUUGAGAGUUCAUGUUAUGGCCCCCAACCUUAAGUCCGUGGUGGGGAUGGAAGCUGUGGUUCAGAGGAAAAUUCAUAAGGAGGUCUCACUAGGGCGGGUCCUUGGCCCGUUUGAUGAGCUCCCCCUGCCGGAUUUACGCAUCUCCCCCUUGGGGGUAGUGCCUAAGAAGGCAUCCGGAGAAUACCGCCUUAUCCACCAUCUUUCUUUCCCCCACGGUUCAUCCGUUAAUGAUGGGAUCCCAGAGGGGCUUUGUUCAGUUAAAUACACCUCCUUCGACCAGGCAGUUCAGGUUGUCCGUUCAUGUGGACGGGGUGCAUUGAUGGCUAAGUGCGAUAUUGAGUCUGCAUUUCGCCUCCUCCCUGUUCAUCCGGCGGAUUUUAAUCUUGUAGGGUUUGCCUUUCAAGGCCAGUUUUACAUCGACCGGGCCCUGCCUAUGGGCUGCUCGAUUUCCUGUGCAGCCUUCGAAGCGUUUAGUUCUAUGCUCGAGUGGGCUCUUAGGCGGGAGGCGGGGCUUGUGUGCACGGCUCACUAUUUAGACGACUUUCUCCUGGUUGGCCGACCCGGGACUGACCAAUGUGGGCACCUCCUUCGGGUUUUCCAGGCCUUAUGCUCUGAGUUAGGCGUCCCACUGGCCCCGGAGAAAACGGAGGGUCCCUCUUCGGUUCUCACCUUUUUGGGUAUUGAACUGGAUACCUUAGGAGGCUGUUCCAGGUUACCUCAGGCUAAACUCAUUACCUUGCGGGCCUUGUUGGCCUCUUGCAGUCAUGCGCGCAAAGUGACUCUUAAACAGAUGCAGCAGCUUAUUGGGCAUCUGAACUUUGCUUGCAGGGUGGUAGUCCCUGGCCGCCCUUUUUUACGCAGACUGUGUGACGCGAUCAAGGGGGUGAGGCUUGGCCACCAUAGGGUGAGGGUUACUGCCCCCAUGCGGGCUGACUUGCAACUAUGGGAGUCCUUUUUGGACUCUUACAAUGGGGUGUCCUUUUGGCGUGAAUCCCUCCUCCUGGAAGCGGAUUUGCAAGUUCAGUCAGACGCCGCGGGUGGGUUUGGCUUCGGCGUCUACUUUCGUGGUCGUUGGUGCGCUGAACGUUGGCCAGCUGCUUGGGUGGCGAGCGGCGUCAUUAGGGAUCUGACUUUUCUCGAAUUCUUCCCCAUUGUUGUGGCUAUCCACCUCUGGGCUGAUCUUUUUCGGGACAGGGCGGUCCGCUUCUGGUGCGACAACCAGGCCACGGUGCGGGUUAUCAAUAGGCAGACCUCUAGAUCUCCCAGGGUGAUGAACUUGGUUAGAGCUUUUGUUUUGGCCUGUUUAUCUAACAACAUACAGUUCAUUGCUUGCCAUGUACCUGGCGUUCAGAACAGUCUGGCGGACGCGCUGUCUCGUUUCCAGGUGCAGCGCUUUCGCCAGCUCGCGCCAGAGGCGGAACGUCAUCCCGAACAGAUGCCGUUGUGGCUGUGGAGCCUUGGCGCUUAGAAGCGCAGAGGGCUGUUUGGGCCUCCCUGGCCCCCAGCACACGCACGGCUUAUAAUAGACAGUGCAGGGCCUUCAUGGAUUUUAGGACACAGGUAGGAUUGGGUCAGGACUGGCCUCCUCCUGCGGAACAUCUGAUGCAGUUCCUGGUACACCUUAAGGGUAAGGGGCUUUCUUCCAGGGCAUUGGCGGGCUAUUUGGCGGCCCUGGCUUUCCAAUCUAAAGCUCGGGGCCUUGCUGACACCACAGGGGACUUCAGGGUACGGAGGAUGCUGGAGGGUUGGUCCCGGGAGCAUCCGGCCGAGGCCGAUAGCCGUAAGCCCAUUUUGCCUUUGGCGAUUCGGGGUGCAGUGGAGCAUUUAGCGGGUGUUUGUAGGUCCCCAUAUGAGACUGCGCUUUUCCAUGCAGCUAUGGUGGUCCUGUUUUUUGGGGCCUUUCGGGCCAGCGAGCUUUUCCCCAGGGGGCGGUUCAGCCACUCCACUAGGGUAGUCCAGUUCGGGGACACUGUCCCCGGGCGGGCCGCAUUGACCUUGCGCCUGCGUUUUUCUAAGACUGAUCAGCGGGGCAGGGGGCACCUUGUGUCACUUCAUCGGGCAGAGGACGUUUUGUUGUGCCCAGUGCGGGCCCUUAACGCUUACCUGACCCUUCGGGGGGCUGCGCCUGGGUGCCUUUUCAUCCAUGAGGAUGGACGCCCCCUCACUCAGUACCAAUUCUGGGCGGUGGCCCGCCGUGCGCUUCAUGUGGCAGGGGUGGACACUGCACGGCUUUCCCUUCACUCCUUCCGCAUUGGUGCGGCUUCAACGGCCUCCCGGCUGGGUCUUUCUGGCGAGACUAUCCAGCGCAUUGGGCGUUGGCGAUCUGCCACUUACCGGAAAUAUGUGCGCUAGCGUCUUUGAGUCGACGCUAAUUGUGUUUUUCUUUACAGGCCCGGCGCGUAGGGCUGAGAGGGCUCGGGUCCUCAUCCUGGGCCAUUCCAUUGUUUUCUGGGCUCACAAGGCUGCACGUGGGGUCCAGCCUGGAACGCAGCUGGGUCUGGGCCAGUGGGCAUCGAUCGCCUGGAUCGGUCGUCGCGGGAUGGUCAUCGCCCAAUUUUUGCCUCUGUUUCAGGAAUUUAUGGCGGCAAACCAGCCGCCGGAUAUCCUUGUUCUGCAUCUUGGUGAAAAUGAUUUGGCAUCCCGGACUGGGUUGGCUAUCUUCCACAGCUUGAGGAGGGAUAUUUUACAGGUCCUUAGGUGGUGCCCGGGGAUUGCCAUCCUUUGGUCAGCCAUGCUGCAGCGCAGGGUUUGGAGGGGAGCCCGGGACCCUUAUGGGGUGGACAGGGCCCGCAGGAAGGUUAACGCACAGAUGGCACGUUUUCUGGGGUCCAUUGGUGGAGGGUUUAUAGAACACCCGGGCAUAAUUUUUUCGUUGCCCUGCCUCUUUAGAGGGGAUGGUGUCCACCUUUCGCCUAGCGGGACCAGUUUGUUUUUGAAGGAUUUGGAGCAGGGAUUGGCUGCGUGGCUACGCACUCAGUGGGGUUAGCAUGGUGUUAAGCUAGGCUAACCCAUGCUUUGGCAGGUGCAGUGCGGUUGGAAAUGAUGUUAUUAGGCUGGUGAGCACCUUCGGGUAAGUGUUUGGCUAUGGGUCAUAAAGGGGCAACUCCCUAGAGACUGCACGGCUCAGGGAUGUCUGCCCUUGGUUGACCUACCCUGACUGGUUAAGCCCCAUGGAAUGGCUGAACGGCUACCUGGGGGCGAUGCUAGUUCAGGGAUCCGGCACUAGGCUGGCUAGGAUAGGCAGCCCCGGUUUCAGAGCUUUCGGGUUGCCUGGAGCCAAGGUGCAUCGCCCUAUGCCAUAGGUUAUGCAUGCCAUGGUUGUGCAUGCCUGUAGUACCGCACUGUAAGAAGGGAUCAGCCAUCCCUGCUCUUUCAUUGUUGUUAAAGUUUAAUAAACUGUGGCCCUUAUUUACACCAAUUCCUUGAGUCUCGUGUCUUCUUGGGUGUCGGGCAAUCCCGCUGCCUCCGCUUGAAUAAGCGGAGCAGCGUCUUUGCCUGGCCCCCUGCAAGAAGCACGAGGCUUCUCCUGGCCUGAUUGGCUGAAUAGCCCGUGCAGGGGGCGGGGCGUGAGCCAGCGUCCUGCUCACUGAUCAAGAGAGCUCAUUCCGCUCUCAGACGGCACCCACCCUCCCUUCCCUAGGUACAGUCAAGGUUUCAACUGGUCGCCGUUUGGGGCCGAGCAGGAAUUUUUUGGGCGCUCACUUGAUUGGCCGUUAGUGUACGCCUUUUUUCGCCUGCUCUUGACUGUAUCACCUGUAGGCAGUAGUUAGUUUGGUCACAGUAUGGCAGGUGCAGUGCGGUUGGAAAUGAUGUUAUUAGGCUGGUGAGCACCUUCGGGUAAGUGUUUGGCUAUGGGUCAUAAAGGGGCAACUCCCUAGAGACUGCACGGCUCAGGGAUGUCUGCCCUUGGUUGACCUACCCUGACUGGUUAAGCCCCAUGGAAUGGCUGAACGGCUACCUGGGGGCGAUGCUAGUUCAGGGACCCGGCACUAGGCUGGCUAGGAUAGGCAGCCCCGGUUUCAGAGCUUUCGGGUUGCCUGGAGCCAAGGUGCAUCGCCCUAUGCCAUAGGUUAUGCAUGCCAUGGUUGUGCAUGCCUGUAGUACCGCACUGUAAGAAGGGAUCAGCCAUCCCUGCUCUUUCAUUGUUGUUAAAGUUUAAUAAACUGUGGCCCUUAUUUACACCAA
Messenger RNA from Hemicordylus capensis (graceful crag lizard), 5587 nucleotides. RefSeq lists its product as uncharacterized. The coding region runs from base 1146 to 2870 and encodes 574 amino acids. Gene Ontology annotation, molecular function: DNA binding. Gene Ontology annotation, biological process: DNA integration; DNA recombination. The record is from RefSeq and is a predicted model, not a curated record. The transcript has 3 exons. NCBI's taxonomy places the organism in Eukaryota, Metazoa, Chordata, Lepidosauria, Squamata, Cordylidae.